UGUCCUGCUGCAGCUGUGAAACAGGAAGUGCUCGUUAGUGAUACAGGAAUGAGACUGGACUCUGAAACAGCAUGACGUUGAUGAGAAUGAUAAUGACGAUGAAGGAGAGAGUCAAAUCCUCUCCCGUAGUUUAAAGAAACACAAAUAAAAAAAUCCCGCUUUUAACUCAAAGUGAGGAUGAACCGCUGCGUCCGAGCUGGAAUCCAGGCAUCGGGAAGGGCACUGGCGUGUUGCUAAAUGGAGUCGGAGCAGCUGUACCACAGAGGCUACAGCAGGAACAGCUACAACAGCAUAGCCAGCGCCAGCAGCGACGAGGAGCUGCUGGAUGGAGCCGGCGUCAUCAUGGACUUCCACACCACAGAAGACGACAACCUCCUGGACGGAGACGCUUCCUCCCCAGGAUCAAACUACGCCAUGUCUAACGGGGGCGGGGCUGCCAGCAGCUCCACUCACCUGUUGGACUUCCUAGAAGAGCCCAUCCCAGGGGUGGGCACCUACGACGAUUUCCACACCAUUGACUGGGUGCGUGAAAAGUGCAAGGACCGGGAGAGGCACAGAAAGAUCAACAGUAAGAAAAAAGAGUCAGCAUGGGAGUUUACAAAGAGUCUGUACGACGCCUGGUCUGGUUGGCUGGUGGUGACCCUCACCGGUUUGGCCUCAGGUGCUUUGGCUGGCCUUAUUGACAUUGCUGCUGAUUGGCUGAAUGACCUGAAGGAGGGCGUGUGUCUGAGCGCCAUGUGGUUCAACCACGAGCAGUGCUGCUGGACGUCCAAUGAGACCACCUUCGCUGAGAGGGACAAGUGUCCUCAGUGGAAGAGCUGGGCUGAGCUAAUCCUUGGGCAGGCCGAGGGUCCAGGCUCCUACAUCAUGAACUACUUCAUGUACAUCUACUGGGCUCUGUCCUUCGCCUUCCUGGCCGUCUGCCUGGUGAAGGUGUUUGCUCCUUACGCCUGCGGCUCUGGAAUCCCAGAGAUCAAAACCAUCCUGAGUGGCUUCAUCAUCCGAGGCUACCUGGGGAAAUGGACGCUGAUGAUCAAGACCAUCACCCUGGUGUUGGCUGUAGCCUCGGGCCUCAGUCUGGGGAAAGAGGGCCCUCUGGUCCACGUGGCCUGCUGCUGUGGGAACAUCUUCUCUUACCUCUUUCCUAAAUACAGCAAAAAUGAAGCCAAGAAACGAGAGGUUCUCUCGGCUGCAUCAGCAGCUGGAGUCUCUGUGGCUUUUGGAGCCCCGAUAGGAGGAGUUCUCUUCAGCCUGGAGGAGGUGAGCUACUACUUCCCACUCAAGACGUUGUGGCGCUCCUUCUUCGCCGCCCUUGUGGCAGCUUUUGUCCUGCGCUCCAUAAAUCCCUUUGGGAACAGCCGCUUGGUACUGUUCUACGUGGAGUACCACACGCCGUGGUACCUGUUUGAGCUCAUCCCCUUCAUCCUCCUGGGGGUGUUUGGGGGUCUGUGGGGGGCUUUCUUCAUCCGAGCCAACAUCGCAUGGUGUCGCCGACGCAAGUCCACACGCUUCGGGAAGUACCCGGUGCUGGAGGUGAUCCUGGUGGCUGCCAUCACAGCCGUGGUGGCCUUCCCCAACCCUUACACGCGUCAGAACACCAGCGAGCUGAUAAAAGAGCUGUUCACCGACUGUGGUCCUCUGGAGUCGUCGCAGCUCUGCCAAUAUCGCAGUCAGAUGAACGGCAGCAAGGCCUUCACUGAUAACCCCAACCGCCCUGCAGGGCCCGGCGUCUACUCUGCCAUGUGGCAGCUCUGCCUGGCACUCAUCUUCAAAAUCAUCAUGACUAUAUUUACAUUUGGUCUUAAGGUACCGUCGGGCCUGUUCAUCCCCAGCAUGGCCAUCGGGGCUAUCGCAGGUCGGAUUGUUGGCAUCGCAGUGGAGCAGUUGGCGUAUUACCACCACGACUGGUUCCUGUUUAAGGAGUGGUGUGAGGUGGGAGCCGACUGCAUCACCCCAGGGCUGUACGCCAUGGUGGGGGCAGCGGCCUGUCUGGGCGGUGUGACCAGAAUGACCGUCUCCCUGGUGGUCAUCGUCUUUGAGUUGACCGGCGGUCUGGAGUACAUCGUUCCUCUCAUGGCCGCUGUCAUGACCAGCAAGUGGGUGGGCGACGCCUUCGGCCGAGAGGGCAUCUACGAGGCCCACAUCCGUCUGAACGGGUACCCCUUCCUGGACGCCAAAGAGGAAUUCACUCACACCACGCUGGCCAGGGAGGUGAUGAGGCCCAGACGCAGCGACCCACCGUUGGCCGUGCUGACACAGGACGACCUGACGGUGGAGGAGCUGCAGGGCAUCAUCAACGAAACCAGCUGCAACGGUUUCCCUGUGAUCGUGUCCAAGGAGUCUCAGAGGCUGGUGGGCUUCGCCCUGAGAAGGGACAUCACUAUCGCUUUAGGUAAAAUGAGUCCAGAAGUUUGUCCCAGUGACACAGAACUGGCACACAGACCAGCAGUGGGUCAACAGCUGGUCUACUUCACUCAGCACGCUCCCACCCUGCCCGCCGACAGCCCUCGGCCCCUGAAGCUCCGCUCCAUCCUGGACAUGAGCCCCUUCACGGUCACGGACCACACGCCCAUGGAGAUCGUGGUGGACAUCUUCAGGAAGCUGGGUCUGCGUCAGUGUCUGGUCACUCACAACGGGCGGCUGCUUGGUAUUAUCACAAAAAAAGACAUCCUCCGUCACAUGGCCCAAAUGGCAAACCAGGAUCCCGAGUCCAUUAUGUUCAACUGAUCUGCUCCUUCCAGGAUGGCUGCACAGAGGAGGGAGAUGACAGCAAAGAGAAGGAGGAAGGGGGGGGAGAUGGAGAGGAAGGGGAGGAGGUGUGUCUCCUAGACCACUCCCACCUCUGACACUCAGAUCCUGGAGGUUGUUGUUUUGUUUUACUUAGUUUUGUCCCGAGGCUUGCUGGCUGACUGUGGCCUGCAGUGACUGAAAACGGCCUGUAGAGGGAGUAAAGAUCAUUCAGGCUGCUGAGAACAGAAGGAGAAGACGGGCAAAACACACACACACACUCACACACUCACACUCUUGCAGACACACUCAAACAUGCAUGCAGUCUGUCAACAAACACUCCCUUCGUGUCGGCUCGCCGACGUCUUCUGUCGUUGCUGGAGGCUCAAAGGUCGGCAUGAACCGCUGAUCUGGGACGCGAUGAGGGACCUUACAACCUCCGAGCUUCACAGUCCUCUCACACACUCGCGCACAUACACACAGACACACACACUUGCCCUACCUGCGUUGUAUAUGUGUGAACCUCGUGAGUGUGUGUUCUUAGCGCUACUACAUUCCAGUUAGGAGGACGUUAGGCUGAAGACAGAAGGCUUUACUUGUGUGUGUGUGUGUGUGUGUGUGUGUGUGUGUGUGCGUGUAAGUUCACAUCUGUUUUUCUUCAAAAUAUGAGAGAAGAUUUUCUGUGAGUGUGUGUUGAUGUCUGAGCCAACGUCAACUCUUUAGAGUGUGUGUCGUCAAUGAAUCUUUAAAAACCUAAUGAAAUCAAAGGUCCUCUGCACUGACGUCCUCACCUGACUGGUCCUCAGCCACGUCUUCCACCUAAACCUGGUGUUUUGUUUGUUUCUGAUCAAAACUAAAUCUGAAACUCUUCACUCUCUGACGUCAGUUUUGUCGAAACACGGAGAACUCUCGGCCUUUUCACUAAAAUCAUGCCCAUUUUUCCCUUUUAUAUACCACAAAUAGUGAUGAAAUGUUCCAUCACGUAAUAAACAGUUUUUCACUCAAAAUCAAUAUGAAUAAAAUAUAUAAUUUCCUGCUUUGGUGUCAACACAUCCAAAAAUUGAACAACAACAAAAAAAAAAAAAAAAACCACAAAA
This is a messenger RNA of Cynoglossus semilaevis (tongue sole), 3824 nucleotides long. RefSeq names its product chloride channel 3 (gene clcn3). Gene Ontology annotation, molecular function: chloride:proton antiporter activity; voltage-gated chloride channel activity. Gene Ontology annotation, cellular component: plasma membrane; synaptic vesicle; early endosome. Lineage: Eukaryota; Metazoa; Chordata; Actinopteri; Pleuronectiformes; Cynoglossidae. The record is from RefSeq and is a predicted model, not a curated record. The transcript has 14 exons. The coding region runs from base 238 to 2727 and encodes 829 amino acids. Gene Ontology annotation, biological process: chloride transport; transmembrane transport.